CGCAGGCUGAGCGAAAUGAUGGCGCCGAGGUGAAGGUACGGUGCUGUAAAGCAGCAGUUGAACGGCGAUCCGUGCUGCCGCCUCCAUGGACAAGUCGGCAGCGAGAGCGAGGGCCGCCGCUGGGAAGUCCGUGAUAGCUGUCAAAGGCUCUGAACUAAAAGAUGGACAGAAAGUGCCCAUAGUUCUGUAUCUCGUUGAAAACAAUGGUGACUAUAAUUUAUCCAUCUCUACAAUUCCGGAAGUAAAUGCUGGAACUGUCGCUUGUCAGACUGUGAUCCCCAUUAAUAACCAGUUUCGCAUUAUACAAGAGGCUGAAGAGGCUCUUUUGAUUGAUGAUCCUUUUACACGCUUAUGCAGGGUCCGUGUUCAAGGGGACCAGGCUCACUGCUGCUUUGAACUACCAGAUGACGAGUCCUGCCUCAACUUCCUCACUGAAGUGAAAAGGGUUCAACAAGCUACAUUUAAAAGCACUGGUGCUGAAAAAGUGGCGAUGGAUCCAUUUGGAAUGGAAUCAGCAGGUUGGCCCCAGGUUGGCCUGUUACAUGGCAAAGAAAGUGGAGCAGGUAAAUCAGAGUUUGGGUUUGAUGAUGAUUUCAUUGAUGUUCUAAAUCUGGAAAAGAAGAAUCAACAGAAUCAAGCUGGAAGCAAAGUUGCACCUGUGGCAGUGUCUUCUCGUUCCAACAAACCAUCCACUGAAAAAGAUGGGUCACGGAAUGGACAGCCAAGAGUAUCCAACACAAUGCGGAAGCUAUUUGAACCAAGUAAUCAAUCAUUAGCCAGAGAAGGUCUGAUUAAACAUUGUCUAGCAAAACGUGAAAAAGAAUUUGUCAACUUUCAAGAUUUUAGGUUUUUUGUUGGCACCUGGAAUGUAAAUGGACAGUCUCCAGAUUGUAGUCUGGAUCCCUGGUUGGCUGCUGAUACACACCCACCCGAUGUGUACUGCCUGGGUUUUCAGGAGUUGGAUCUAAGUACUGAAGCCUUCUUUUACUUUGAUUCUUCCAAAGAGCAUGAAUGGUUGAAUGCUACAGAAAGAAGUUUGCAUCAUAAAUCUAAAUAUAGCAAAGUGAAGCUGGUUCGAUUAGUUGGAAUGAUGAUGAUUGUGUUCGUGAAAAAGGAACACUUAAAGCACAUAAGAGAUGUGGAAGCAGAGACUGUAGGAACAGGAAUUAUGGGAAAGAUGGGAAACAAAGGCGGAGUAGCAGUUCGAUUUGUCUUUCACAACACAAGCUUUUGCAUUGUGAACUCUCACCUUGCUGCUCACGUGGAAGAUUUCGAGAGACGGAAUCAGGAUUAUAAAGAUAUAUGUGCUCGCAUGAGUUUCCAAGUGUCUGAACAUAAUCAGCCUUCUAUAAACAUUAGUAAACAUGAUGUUGUUAUUUGGCUUGGAGACCUGAAUUACAGACUCUGCCUGCCAGAUGCCAGUGAAGUGAAGGCACUGAUAGAGAAGCAAGAAUUAAGGAAGCUAUUAGAAUAUGACCAGCUGAAUAUUCAACGCAGGACUAAGAAAGCUUUUGCAGACUUCAGUGAGGGGGAUAUUCAUUUCAGACCUACAUACAAAUAUGAUACUAAAUCAGACCGAUGGGACUCGAGUGGCAAAUGUCGUGUCCCAGCAUGGUGUGACCGAGUUCUCUGGAGAGGUGAAAGUGUACGGCAAAAAUGUUAUCGAAGUCACAUGGAGCUUCGAACCAGUGAUCACAAACCUGUCAGCUCACUCUUGGAUAUUGGGGUGAAAAUUGUAGAUGAGCGCAGGUACAAGAAGGUAUUUGAAGAUAUUGUUCGAGUGAUGGAUCGAAUGGAAAAUGAGUUCUUGCCUUCUUUAGCUCUUAGUGGAAGAGAUUUUACUUUUGAGGAUGUUAAAUUCCGUCAGCUGCAAAAGAAAUGGUUUCAGAUUACUAAUGAUGGGCAGGUGCCAUGUCAUUUCUCCUUCAUUCCAAAAUUGAAUGACAGCCACUACAGCAAGCCGUGGCUAAGGGCAGAACCUUGUGAAGGAUAUCUCGAACCCAAUGAGUCUGUGGAUAUUGCACUGGAAGUUUAUGUUAGCAAGGGCACUGUGACGUUAUUAAACUCGGCUGAGGACAAGAUUGAGGACAUCUUGGUUUUGCAUCUGGAUCGAGGAAAGGACUAUUUUCUUACUAUUGGGGGGAACUACUUGCCAAGCUGCUUUGGUACAUCACUUGAAACACUCUGUCGAAUGAAAAAGCCAAUCAGGGACGUGCCUGUCACUAAACUUAUAGACCUGGAUGAUGACCACAUGUUUACAAAGGAGAAAUCUCGGUUAGACCUUGUCGUUGUGGAUAAUAUAGGAACUGACAAACAACCUCUACAAAUUCCAAAGGAAAUUUGGUUGUUAGUAGAUCAUCUCUUUAAAAAUGCAAGUCGCCAGGAGGACCUGUUCCAGACUCCUGGUAUGCAGGAAGAACUUCAGCAGAUUAUUGACUGCUUGGACACGAGUGUUCCACAAACUAUUCCUGGCAGUAACCAUUCUGUGGCUGAAGCCCUACUCAUCUUCCUUGAAGCUCUCCCGGAGCCUGUGAUAUGUUAUGAGCUUCAUCAACGAUGCCUAGAAUUUUCGUAUGAUCACCGCAGCUGUCAAACUUUGAUAUCUCAACUGCCCCGGAGUCACAGGAAUGUGUUUCGGUAUUUGAUGUCAUUUCUGCGGGAAUUGCUGAAGUAUGCAGAAGACAACAAGCUUGAUGCCAAGAUGCUAGCUACCCUCUUUGCAAGUCUGCUUUUGAGACCACCACCAAACUUAGUUGGGCGGCAAACCCAGAAUGAUAGACAACGUGCUGUGAACUUCAUCUAUGGCUUCCUGGGUGGAGAUGAUAACUAAUUUUUGGACAUACUUCUGACCACAUCUUCACUGCACUGUGAUCGUAUUGCAAAUAUUACAUCAAAAUGGUGAUCGAUAGAUACAGAUACUCAAGCCUUUUAUUCCAGUCUAGGUCAGUAAAAAUUUGAAUGACAGUUGUUCCCUAAAUCUUUCACACUAACUAGCUAAGAAUGCUGGCCACAAACUGGCUCCACAUGACCAUAUACACUUCCAUCCAUUGUACAAACUUUUUUUGAUUGUGAAUUUUUAUUUAUCAAUUAUUCCAUGAAAUAUUUCAGCAAUGUAUCUAAAGUCUGUUUAUUACCAGGUCGCUGCAAGUUGGACUAGAGUUUUUUAAAAUAUAUUUACACAUGACUGGGUGAUACUAAGCAAGGGUAACUCCAUCAGAUUAAAUAGAAAAUGCAGUGAUUUAUCACAGUAUGAAAUGUCCAAGAAAGUUUCUAUUAACCCCCUACCUUUAAAACAAAUUUCUCAAUUAUAAUUGUAAUAACUGAAUAGAAAUUAGUUGAGUAAAUGAGCAGCAACUUUUUUUCUAUUCAGUAGAUGUAUUUCAAGUCUUACAGCUGUGAUGGAGCUCAUCUGUUCCAGUUGAGUUUCCUGGCUGGUUUUAGGAAAGAUUAAUGUUUAUAAGCGUGUUCUACUUUGGAAAUCUGUUCACCCAGAUUACCAAGUAAUAGCAGAGAUAGUGGAUGUAAUUGUGUGUAGGGGCACACAGUGCAUUGGGUUAAUGUUCAGAGACCCAAAUUUAAUAUAUGCAUCAGAACAAAAUUAUUGGUUGUCUGAAAUAUUAUGACUGUGUAAACUUUCAUAAAGUUGCUAAAGUUCUAGAUGAUCAAAACAAUUAGACUACAGAUACAGUUUGUAUACUGAAUUCAUUCAAAUUAUACUGUACAUAUUGCAAAAUUAUAUUCAAGUGAUGUUAAAGUUUUUGAUUUUUAUAUAUUUAUUAAAGAUCAGAUUUGUUCUGCAAAUAGCAUUUUAUUACACCCAUAUGCUAUUUGUGGUAUCUUUGAAGUACAAGUUAAUGUUGUCAUGCAAACAAAAAAGCACUAUCUCUAAUGGAAUAAUAAGCUCCAGUUGUGGAGCCCUAGACUGUCUCCAGUCUAUCAAGAAUUCAGAUUUAAUUACAACCCAAUUGAUUGACUGAGUUUUGUCUAGCUUUGCUAUGGUACUGCAGCUUACUUUGCAGAAACGUAUUACCUGUCAGUCAGAGUAGUAUUACAGUACCACAGAAAAACCCUGUCAUUCCAUCUAUGAGAGUAUUGCAUGAAUUAUAAGAUGAGGAAAGCAGAGGAGAAAUUUCAAUUUAAUGUUUUUAUUUUACUAGAAUUGUUGGGUUGAAUCCCUGUAUUAUUCGAUCACUAGUAAAAAGCCAUGUGAUCAGUUUAAACUGAUUUACUGUUGCCAGAUCCCAGCCAUGGGAAGGCGUAUGUGUGUAUAUAUUUAAAAGUAAACUAUGGCAGUAAAUUUAUGCGUAGAACAGAGUAUUUUCAAUAUAAUGUAUGCUCCUUGGUAAGGUACAGAAAUCAUUUUUUUAAAAAAACACCUCUCCUUGAUAUGCUUGUCAAUGUCGGUAAAAGCAUCUUGUAUUGAACCUCCUCACUCAGCUAAGAAUGCCAACACUACAGAUCUUUGAGUUGCAUUUUUAAUUGGCGUUCCCCUCUGAUCAGAAUGGCUAAAUGAGAAGAAUAAUGUUGUACUUUUAUACACUUAAUUUUUUAAUACAAUUUGGCAUGAGCCUAACAGCUAAAAAUUGUCAGUUAAUUGAUCCAGAUUACAUACGAGUUGAAAUGAAAUGUAUAAUCAAGCAGCUCAAUUAUAAAUUCACUAGUACAAAGAAAAGCAGAAACAGCAGUUGUGUGAAACUUUGGACAGCUUACCAGCCAAUGAUCAAUGAGCAUCCAUUGAAAACAGGAAGUAAAUGAAAAUACUUGAAAUUCCUGUCCUUGAUUGUGUUGAAUGAUUAAAAUAUCUUCCGUUAUUUAAAGUUUUUAUCUUCAUUGUUUUUAUCAAUGUUAUGCCAGCUGUAACUCAAUAGACAUGCUAAAUUUAUGAAAGGUAUAAUCCAAAGGACCAGAUACAAGAAUUAUUCAAUGUCAUUGAUGUGGUGAGAAGAAAUUAAAAUGAUUAGAUACCAAACUAUGGUUCAUAAUUGCUGUCCAAUACACUACAAUGUAUAUUUUGGUCUCUAGGUUAUUUCAUUAUCUUAACAGUUAUAUUUUUCAAUUAAAUCCAUUUAAUUCUAUCCAAAUAACAUUGUUUGUCAUUUAUUUAAAAAUAUAUAGUUUUUGGUGCAUGGGGCCUUUGAGAUUUGUAUAACCUCUUUAGUUGUCGUAUUUCAGCUUCUGUCAGAUAUUGUGAUUCAGAUCUAUUCCUGUAUUGUGUUGUAGCCAUUGAAAGUAUUUAUCUGCAAUGUUGUUCUUGUCUGAGUAAUUUCUUUAGUAGUAUAGUAAAACUCUGGUAACAUACCAUCUGAUCAUUGAAAAUCCUGAUGGUUCGGCAUCAGGCUCACAAGAUCCCAAACACCCUUGAAACUUGGGAAUUUUUACAUACUGAGUAACAUCUUAAAAAAUUUUAAUUAAGUGCGUUGGGGGUAUAGUACAGAAACCCUGUGAGUCUGGCACCACCAUGCCAAAUUGGAGUUUUGCAGCAUUGUUCAAAUUAUUCUGUCUUGCAUUACCACCACCUAGUUCAUUGCAGAAAUCUUCAAAGUGCAGUCCCUUCAACAAUGUUGGUUUUAAGUUUGGACCAAAAGUAAUGUUAGUCAUUAUAUGAUACUUUAAUGCAUUAACAAAAGCCUUAAUUAUUAUUUUUGGAAUAAUUGGAUCGUCGAUACUGAAUUCUAUGAUACUGCUUAUUCAAAGCAUUUCUUGCUAAAUACAACCCUUGCUGACUGUGGUUUGAGCAACAAAAGAGGCUUGUGUUCACUUCUGAUAUUACAUCAUUGAAAUGUUAUUGAUUUGUUUUAAUUACUCUAUAUUUAAAAAGUUUUUUUAAUUGCUUGUUAAAGUCAAAAUUAUUUAUUCCUAAUGAUGGCCCAUCCAGCAAUAAUGUGUUGAUGUGGUACUUAACUAGCUAUCCUUAAUAAUGUCCUGAGUCUUUGCGGUAUCAAUGAGUCACCAUUCGCCUUGUAUGUAUUGUAGAAUUUCUGUUGGGCUAUGUGUGGAGAGAGAUUUGUUUCAUCUAUAUAUGCUACCAACAUAUUCUUUAAAGUUAAAUAUCAAAUACAUAUUACAAUGUCAAGUUUAAAUAGUCUGGUAACUUCUAUCAUGUAGAUAGCACAAUCUCAACUGUUAGUUAAGUCAGAUGGCAAUGAUUACUCUAGAGAUGAGUAUACAGAAUGCUGUUGUCUGUUUUUUUUUUAAGUUUAGCAUAAUUCAUAUUAAUAUAAUUUAAUCUCUUUUGGAUCCAAAAACACAAUUUCUGAUUUGCUAUAUUAAGAACUUAGGUAAUUCUGUGCUUCUAGUUUAACCUUUUUAAAGAGAUUGCAGUCUACUUAUAAAGUGUCUUCGGUAUCUAUGCAAUUGCACCAUUUGUGCUCAGGGCUAAAACUGGCAAAGCAGAUUAAUUAUCUACUGUGGAUGGAAGUUUGAAAUGUGUUUUGAACUUGACAUUUUUAUUAAUUGUCCAAAAAUCUAAUGGUAUCUAAUCUUUUAGUUUUAAGAUUUGUAUUUUUUUUACCAUAUCCAGCACGCUGAAUGCAGAAGUUUUCCCUUGAUUGACAGCAUAAUAAUUAAGAUUCAAAUGGGCACAGUGCUAUGUUUUGGAGUGGCAUUUUAUUGGCUUGGCAUUUUGUUUUGAAUGCUGGAGCCACUUACUCUAAGUAUGUUCUAUUCUUAUUAAAUCAUUAGAACUAUGCCUUUUUCUUUGCAAAGGCAGGAUUAGUGGCCAGCCAAUAGAUCUAUGCCAAGUGCUCUCUUUGGCACCUAAAUGUAUCACCUCCCCAUAUAAUUAUCCCUUCCCCAUUGCACUACAACCUCUGCUAACUUCUAAUGUGCAGAGUGGAGAACCAAAUUUGCAUACUUCUAGGCAUUGGGCUUUAUAGUUCCAAUGCUGAAUAUCACUGUGCAGGCUGGUUCAGAACUUUUAGAAAUUUGUGUGUGGCCUUGUUCAGUCUGUCACUUGUUGUAAAUGGAA
Molecule: messenger RNA, 6967 nt
Organism: Pristis pectinata (smalltooth sawfish)
Lineage: Eukaryota; Metazoa; Chordata; Chondrichthyes; Rhinopristiformes; Pristidae
Gene: ocrl
Product: OCRL inositol polyphosphate-5-phosphatase
Exons: 24
Coding region: 86-2830 (914 amino acids)
Biological process (GO): phosphatidylinositol dephosphorylation; signal transduction
Cellular component (GO): cytoplasm; membrane
Molecular function (GO): inositol phosphate phosphatase activity; phosphatidylinositol-4,5-bisphosphate 5-phosphatase activity
Source: RefSeq, a predicted model, not a curated record